Leptomonas pyrrhocoris is the source of this 3318-nucleotide messenger RNA. Its product is annotated as tyrosine phospatase-like protein. NCBI's taxonomy places the organism in Eukaryota, Euglenozoa, Kinetoplastea, Trypanosomatida, Trypanosomatidae. Gene Ontology annotation, molecular function: phosphatase activity. The record is from RefSeq and is a predicted model, not a curated record. The transcript has a single exon. Bases 313 to 3318 code for a protein of 1001 amino acids.
GAAGGAAAGGAGUAGUGGGCGUUGUUCUUCGUUUUCUAUUGUUAUCAUUGUUUUACUCUCCUCCUGGCUUUUCUUUUGUCAACACUUCCAUAUAUAUAUUUGUAUGUAUGUACGUGUUGUGAUAUCUUUCUGCGGUGAACAGCAAAACAGAGAAAGCGAGAAUACGGUCCGUCCCGUGCGGCUUCCUCCACCGCCUGCUCUGUCGCAUUGGUGAUGCACGGUGGACUCUGUGUGUUUGCCUACUAUGUACUGCAGACAAAAACCUCUCCCUCCCCAAAAAUAGUAUUUAUAAUACUAUGACAACAAAGAUUAAUGAGCUCACCGUCGAAUCACCACAAACAGCAGCAGCAGCCGGCUGCACAGCGUCUGUGCCCCUCCCUCGCCCACGAUGCGGCGGCAGCCCUUUACGGCGAAAUGGCCCACGCAGCGGCAGCGGCAGCAGCGGCGGCGGCUCAUCCCUCUCCCAGCACCGCACUGGAGCCGCAGCGGAUGUCCCACUCACCGCAGCCGCCGCAGUUGAUGUCGCUGCACGGUCGUGGUCGCAACGGCGAAGGCCCGCCGAAGCACUCGCCGCCUGACCCUGCCCUUUCUCCACCGCUUGCCCCGGUCAUGUCCUCCUCUUCCCUCUCGGCUGCCAGGUCAGCAGCCGCAGCACACUCCGCUGUCUCCUCCCCCGCCAACAGCCUCAACGUGGCCGGCUCGAGUGCCAAUGCGAACGUCACCGCAGCCGUCAACCCCCUCUUUUACGUCCGAUCCGUUUCGGCGUCAUCGUGGAAAGGCGCUCGCGGAGGUGCAGGGAUGAUGAUGUCAGCAACGACGCCGCUGCAGCUGCUGCCCGAUUCGGAGGGCAGUAGCGGGCAUGUCGGUCGCACCACUCCGGCAACUGCCCCCUCCGCAGCGUCGCCCCCGCCGCAGCAGCAGUCCGCCGCCGCCGCUGUCGGCAGUGGGUUCGCGAUGAAUCCGCCGAACCACACGAGCAGCGUGAGCAGCCCACCGUCGUCUGUCCGCGGGGGGUCGCUGCCCUCCGCGCCCGUGUACACGCAGCCCAACUCUACCUACCCAUCUGCUGCACCGUGGCUGCGGUUGCACCGCUCUGGUGGGAGUGCCAGCCACUCGACCUUCACGACCCUCACCGGCGCGGCGGUGAAUCACCCUACCGCCAGCAGCGUUGGCAGCAACGGCAACUCGGGGCCGGGCUUCGCCGUGAGCACCUCGACGCCUGGCGUGCCUGACACGCCACUCGCGGCCUUCGACCUCAGCCAUCACUCCCACCCCGGCUACGAAGACGAAGCCGCGCUGACCUGCCAGCUGUGUCAGCGUCUCAGCUGCGUGUGUGGGCGGGGCGGGGGGACAGGCGAGGGCGGCUUUACCGGGCUCAGCCCCUACUACGUUCGAGGUGCCAGUAGUGAUGGAGGUAGCGUGGCGUGGACAGCGGCGUUGAGCCUUCAGCAGCAGCAGCAGCAGUUGUACUUGCCCGCCUCGUCCGCCGCGGCGGUGGCGGCGAUUGUGCCGCUGAGUCUUGUCCCACCCUUCCGCAUGGCGCGUGUGGAGAGCGGGGUGUACCGCGGAGCCUACCCCGUUCUACGCAACUUCCCUUUCCUGCGGCGGCUGCGGCUGCGCACCAUCGUCUCCCUCAUCCCGGAGCCGCCGACCUACGACUUGAAGUGCUUCGCGGAGGCGGAGCACAUUCAACUCCACCACAUCCACGCCGAGCGAGCCAAGGGCGAGGUGCAGCUGCUGCCGUCGGAGCUGAGUGAGGCGUUGCAGCUCAUCAUGAACAUCGACCUCCACCCCGUCUACGUGCACUGCCUCGACGGGCGGCACGUCACCGGGCUAGUCGUGAUGGGCUUGCGGAAACUGCAGCAGUGGGACAUCCACGCCGCCCACGCCGAGCACCUGCGCUUCACCGGCGAGGAGCAGGACGAGGUGUCCUUCAUCGCAGACUACACCGGGCCGCUGCUCGUGCCGCCGCACAUCCCGUCCUGGCUGUGGGGCGGCUCCCUCUACGAUGCGGCCACCGGGCAGCCGAAGAAGCUGCAGCCGAGCACGAUGCGACUGCGUCUUUCCACGACCGUCACCGGCGGCGUCGCAUCCCCUUCCUGCGCACACCCCAACUCGAGCUUUCCUACCGCAGCAGGGACGCUGGCCGGCCUCGCCUCUGCGGCAGCGUCGAACAAGGCGUCGACGUCGGCCUCGUCAGACGCGUCCCGUGCGAUGUACGGCGGUGGAAGCAGCAACGUGAACAGCACGGCGGGGGCAUCCAACGGCGAUGCACGCCCGCAUGCGGCCGCGCCGUGGAUGUUGUCGGUGCCCAACGGCGAGGUCGUCGCCGUGGAUGGCCAGCUCUACCUGGAUGUAGAUCGCCUGCGUGGGGCGGCGGCGCUGUACGGCAACGCAGACGCCACGAGCUACCGCGAUGUACCGAUGUUGUUUUCCUUUGAGUACGCCGCGGCAAGGAGCGGCUCUUCUUCUGGAGGGGGUGGAGGGAGGGCCGGAGGGAGAGGGGGGAGCACCAUCACUCACGGGACUGCGCGCCGGGGUAAGGCCGGUCCUCACUCCGCCUCCCCCACGGCACCACUGCAGCUGCCCAGCGCGAGCAGCACGGCAACGGCGGCGACCAGCACGAGUCGUCACUCCUCGCAGUCGAACAGCACCAACGGCAGCAUGGCCGGUCCGCCCGCUGCGGCCGCCGCCGUCUUGGCUGCCGCUGCUGCGCGUGGAAGUACCACGAACACGCGAAGUUCGUCGCCCAGUUCGAAGUGGAUGACGACGUCUCCGCUGGACGUGCUGCAGCCCCACUCGGCGCCCUACCACAUGCAACCGCCCUCGCCUAGCGCGAGUGGGGCGCUGACGACCAACACCACCACCGCUGCUGCAACACCGCGGACAUCGUCGCAGCAAUCCUUGUCCUUGCAGCGGCUCUCGCCCACGCCGAGUAACGGCAGCAGCAGCAAUAAUAACGUUCAUGACGCCGUCGGCAACAGCAUCUUAGACAGUCAAUUCAGUGCGCUGAUGUGGACCUCGGGGUUGGCAACCUCGCCCACGGUGUCGUCCAUGCGGACGAACGCAGCAGUGACGUCUGCUGGUGCCGCAGCUGCGGGCGGGGGUGAAACUGGAGCCGGCGGUGGUGGCGUCAGCGGCGGCGGCGGUGUCGGUGCAGGUGGUGUGUCGGGGGGAGGUGGUGGUAGUGGCGGAGUCCGCGGUGGUGCAGCAGCAGCAGCAGCAGCGUCGCACGCUCGGCUAAUUGCCCGGGCGGGAGUGAACGGAGCUGGCAGCAACGCGUCUGCGCGGGCGACGAAGCGGAGCUUCUCUCGUUGA